CCUUCGCUGCGCCCUCCUUUGCACCUUCCCUUGUGUCGCACUCGCGCCCUUUAAGCGCUAGCUGCUGACCGGUGACGACGACGCCUGCAGCCUUGCAGCUUGCUGCAUAUAGCUCAAGGAUUAUUGCUUGGGAGGGGGCGCAGCGGCAGGGGUAGGUUGACGAAGAUGGCAGUGGUGGUGGCGGGCAGCAGGGGGAGAGGGGAGCAGCAGAGGCUGCCGUGGCGUGAGGGGCAGCAGGAGGCGAGGAGUCCCGACAUGGCGCCGCCACGGCCGCCGCGACCAAGGUCCGGGCCGGCGAGAGCUGCCGUCGUGUACUAUCUCUCCAGGAACGGGCACCUCGAGCACCCGCAUUUCAUGGAGGUCGCACUCGCCUCCCCUGAUGGACUCUGCCUCCGAGAUGUGAUCGACCGGCUCGACGCGCUCAGAGGGAAGGGGAUGGCGCGCAUGUACGCGUGGGCAUCCAAAAGGAGCUACCGGAACGGGUUCGUGUGGCACGACCUGGCGGACGACGACUACAUCUACCCGGUGGCCGGGCGGGAAUACGUGCUCAAGGGCACGGAGCGGCUGCACGCGAUCCAGCUCCCGUUGCUCGACGCGGCCGCCGCGUCGUCCUGCUCAUCCGGCUCGCAGGAGACGGCCACGUCGUCGCCGCCCGGGUGGGAUAACGGCGGCGGCGUGGCGCGCCACAAGAAGAGCUCCGGCAACCCGACGGAGCUCGGUGAGUACAGGGUGUACAAGGCCGAGGAUCCCGCCGCCGCGGCCGCGGACGCCGCGACGCAGACCGAGGACGGCUACCGCAGCGGCCGCGGUGGUCACCAGAGGCACGCCCAGCGCGGCACGGCAGCGCAGGAGGAGCUGAGCACAGAGGAGACGUCGCCACCGACGGCGUCGACGAGCCCCGAGACGCUCGAGGCGCUGAUCAAGGCGGACGGCCGCGUCAUGGCGGCCGUCGCCGGCGGCGGGAGGACCAGGGCGUCCUCCGUGCUCAUGCAACUCAUCUCGUGCGGGUCCGUUUCCGUGAAGAGCGCGCUCGCCUCGCCGGUGAUGCCCCGCACCGCCCACUACCGCGCACGACCACCGCGCCAUCCUACACUCGCGUCCACCACCGAGAUUCCGGCCUACCGCCAAAAGAUCGUCGAGGACAAGGAGUACUUCAGCGGGAGCCUCGUCGAGACGAAACGCUCGUCACCGGCCAACACGUCCCAAGACCUGGCAGUUCUCCGGCGGUCAUCCUCUUACAACGCCGACAGUAUCUCUGUCUCGCUGCAUGGCAGGGCGCAGAAGGUGGAGCCGACGACGGAGGCCGUGGGCAUGCACGACAGGUGCAUCCCGCGGAGAUCCAGGGGCAAGAAGGCCGACGGCGGCUACCUGGUCAUCUCCGGCAACGCGCAGUACGGGGGCAAAAAGGUCGGGGGGUGAGGAGUUUUUUUGGACUUUGGUUUUUCACAGAGAGCUUUCUCGAGAAAAUUGCAGGCUAGCGGCCGGUGUGGUGAAUGGUGAUCUCGUACUACCUAUGUGACGAAAAUUUCGUGGUUGAUAGCCCAUAGGAGUAUAUGUUAGCAAUUAAAUGUGUCUUGUAUAUGUCUUAGUCUCUGAUCUCACAGCUCGUGGUUUGAAUUUGUAUUGUUGUUUGGAGAAUGAAUGAAUCGUUGUGUUCUGAAGAUCUAUUUCCUUGAUUUUGGAUAGUACUCUAGAAUGUGCAGGAAAUCUAUUAGAGUACAAACUUUGGGCUAUUGGCAUCAAAAAUCUGAUUUAUUUAUU
This is a messenger RNA of Oryza brachyantha (malo sina), 1761 nucleotides long. Its product is annotated as protein SOSEKI 2-like. NCBI's taxonomy places the organism in Eukaryota, Viridiplantae, Streptophyta, Magnoliopsida, Poales, Poaceae. The coding region runs from base 166 to 1419 and encodes 417 amino acids. The record is from RefSeq and is a predicted model, not a curated record. The transcript has 4 exons.